AUGCGUCAGCUUCCCUAUGUCUCAAGUUCUGCUAAGGCCUCAUCUCUCUUCCACCCUGUGAUGAAAGUGGCCCACAAGAUUAUUGCUUCACUUGUCGUCUCUAGAGAAGAACGAAGUACCAUUAGCACCCUUGAGCGAUUCUAUGCUAUGGCCCACCCAGACGAUAAUCUCAUUUCUCACUAUGGCUCAUUCCUGACAGGAACCAUAAUUGGACCAUGGGUCAAAACCACGAUCCACGACUCCUCAUCACCCCGGAAAAUUAGGAUAUCCUUGCCCUCAGGUGACCCAACAAUUUCACCGACUGGAAAAUCACAUUGUAUCUCUUCCCCUAUUCCUUCUCCGAAGAAGAAGAGGAAGAUGCAGAGAGUGACGAGAGUGGCGGGGAGGCACCACAAAAUUCUCCUCCCAAGGGCGGUGCCAGCUCAUCCCAUCAGGCUGGACACCCAUCCUAUCACCAACAACAUAUGGAUCAAUUCCAAUCGAGCCAUACCCACCUCGACACUUACAAUCAAGAUCUCGCGAGCCUGA
Molecule: messenger RNA, 528 nt
Organism: Lactuca saligna
Lineage: Eukaryota; Viridiplantae; Streptophyta; Magnoliopsida; Asterales; Asteraceae
Source: the annotation of a GenBank genome assembly